Hypoxylon trugodes is the source of this 1124-nucleotide messenger RNA. RefSeq lists its product as uncharacterized. Bases 194 to 673 code for a protein of 159 amino acids. NCBI's taxonomy places the organism in Eukaryota, Fungi, Ascomycota, Sordariomycetes, Xylariales, Hypoxylaceae. The record is from RefSeq and is a predicted model, not a curated record. The transcript is spliced from 4 exons.
GUCUCUUUUUUCUACUCAUCCCACUCACCAAUUCAAAGACAUCUUCAGAUCUUCCAACCCAUUCUCUCAUUCAUUUCUUCAGAGCUGUGCUCGCUGUUCGCUUCACUCUUUACAUACACUCAUUAGAACUUUCGAGCUGUGCUCAUAUUAUCUAAUAUUUUAAUACCCAAAACACUCCCUACACUUAUUCAAAAUGAAGUUCUCCACCAUCUUCGUCGGUGCUCUUGCCGCUGUUGCCUCCGCUGCUCCUACCAGCACCGCUACCGAGAAGCGCGCUUCAGUCGACAUCGCCGCCUUCAACAACUUCGGCUUCGCCAACCAGGACCUCCAGUACCUGCUCGCCAUCAACGGCUUCAACCUCCAGGCUUUCGCUCAGCUUGCCGCCUUCAACAACCUUAACAUCGGCGGCUUCCAGAGCCUGUUCUCCAACAACGUCUUUGACGUCAACGCUCUGCUCCAGCUACAACAGAUUGCCCUUCUGUCCCAGCUUGGUGGCCUCGGCAUCUUCGGUAACUUCGACCUUGGCGCUCUUCAGCUCAACGUCUUUGACCUUGGUCUCAUUGGUGGUGUCGGUGGCUUCGAUAUCAGCUCCAUCAUCGACCAGGCCCUGGUUCCUCAAAUCCAGACCGUCAUCCAGCAGACACAAAUAAGCGCUGUCGUCCUCAAGGAAUAAAUGGGCUGUGACAUCAUGGAACACAUCUCAUCCCAUUACUCCUAAUGGAGUGAGAGUCUACCUUAUGAGUCUACAGACAGACAGCGAGGGGAAGUCACGAGAAGGAGCGAAGUGGAUAUAUCCAUGACUUUUAUUUGUUUUCUUUAAUGUAAGCUGCCGUUGUUCCUUACCGGCCAGAUAAUAUCACGGAUCAGUGGGCUUCAUUUUUCAAAUAUUCUACCUGCAUUGACAGAGAAUGCUACGCGGAAAAGCCGGGUGGGGGUCUUCGGUGGUCAGAGCGAAUGAGAGAACACACAGCAUAGCAAGGGUAGAGUGAAUGAGAAGUGGGAUUCAUUGGGUUUUCUGAGAUGAUUCUUCUUAAGUUUAUUGCUCAUUGAAGUGAUCCAUGUGAAUGAUUUGAAAUCCUCUGAUAAUAAUACUUACAAUUCCUCAGCAAUUUUUGAAUUCAACU